Messenger RNA from Bemisia tabaci, 2115 nucleotides. RefSeq names its product afadin- and alpha-actinin-binding protein. Gene Ontology annotation, biological process: intraciliary transport involved in cilium assembly. Gene Ontology annotation, cellular component: ciliary basal body; centriolar satellite. Lineage: Eukaryota; Metazoa; Arthropoda; Insecta; Hemiptera; Aleyrodidae. The record is from RefSeq and is a predicted model, not a curated record.
UCAUGUGCUUUCAUGCUUUCUCGAUUUCUACUUUUACUUUUUUUUUUUACAUUUUUUAAUUUUUACUGUUUGUGUUUGGUAAUUUUAGUCUGUCUCAGUGAAAAUAAAGGUAGAAGCAACGUUAUACGUUUGAACUAUCGUAAUUUCUAAGCAUAGAUUUGCCUUUUUUAGUCAGGUAACAAGUUGUAGAAAGUUUUUCUUUGUUCCAUCGUAGGUGGCACAAGCCAUGGGAAAAACCAUCUAGACCACAUGGUUUCUGGGCAGAUUUUGCAUUAUUCCUGCUUUCAAUUAGAAGUUUUAGAGAAGCAAUUUCCUCGGUAGUGGUUUAGCAGACUUGGUAGAAUCUAGAUUCAGGAUGUAUCGACAGAUUGAUCUUACAUUCUGCAAUCGAAAUAAUGUAGGAGCUGCCUUAAAAUUUUUAUCUCAGGAGUUGAACUUCAGAGGAUAUCCAGGGUUACCAAAGUACACAGAAUCAGAGAAUGAAUCGGACGUCAUGGUUGCUUUAAUCAAUAAUCUUUGGAUUGCAACAAGGCAACAAGAGGCAUGUAAGCAAGAGAGAGAAGAUUUGCAGGCAGAAAUCAAUGAACUGACUGAUUGUAAUAAGAAACUAAAUGAAUCUCUGGAGCUCUCAAAGAAACAAUUAGAAGAAAUGCAAACACUCAAUAGUAACUUGAAACUGAAACAAAGAAAACUAUUGUCUAAAGUGGCAUCUCUAGAAGAUGAUCUCAAAGAAGUUAAACAAGAGGCUUCAAAAUUGCACGGAAAACUAGAGUCUUUCAGCAAUCAAUUUAUUCACAACAUCAGAAAACGAGACAAUGAAAUUGAUCGAUUGCAAAAUUUAAUCGCAUCUGAUGCUUGCAGAGAGCUUUACUGUGGAGUCUCCGGUGAGCUGAAGGAAAAAUUUGAAAAGCAUAAAGAAGAAAGACUGAAAAAAAUGAUAGGACCUGAUGUGGAAAAGGACUACAUCAAAAGCAUACGAAUCUUAGAGAAGAAUAUCCAAGACUUGGUGGUAGAAAAUGUCUGCUGGCGGCAAGCAAUGAAAACGCAAUACCUACAAAUCAUUUCCGUCCUUCUACCAGAGGAAGGUAGCGGUGAUGCUAUUGAAGCUGGACUGAAUUUUGAUCUUCCGUAUGAAAACUUUAUUCGAAUAUUCCACAAACAGUGGCUGCUUAUAAUCAAGAGGAUUACGUUGUUGAUGGAAUGUCGAGCCGAUGAACUGAAACUGUUAAUGAAAAAUGACAAUGACCCAACUGUAGCUCAGUCAAAUUGAUUCUGGAGCGGCUAACCUGCAAAAAAUAUCACAACAACUUGGAAAUCCGAGUUUUGCAAGUCUGACGAUUAACGCACCACAUGUUCAUCGAACGUUGAAGCGCUAUUCCAUAAAUCAGAGCCAAAUUUUCAAUUGUUUAAUGGUCCCAAGUCAGCUAUUGCUGCGAGUGUGCAGUAGCAGCUUCUAGCAAUAAUCAUUUUUCUAAGACAAGAACGGAUUUGAAGGAAAUGUAGAGCGUUAUUUGUACUCCUGAUGACGAAAGUUGUUGCCUUCUCUUAUCUGCCGCAGAUCAUUCUAGCAUGGGUUUAGAAAAUCAGGUGUAAACUCCAUCGCAGCCAAAAUUUCCAGACCCGACAUUGCAUCCUGUUCCAAGGCAAGUGUUUGGCUAUGCUUCUAUUCAACAUGAUAAUUUCAUACUUAUCAGAAAUUUAGACUUAUAUUACUUGAACUUGUUUUGAAUCUCUAAAAGAAGACUCACUGGUUUUAGAAAGAUGCAGGAUAAUUUUUUGUUGUUGCUAAAAUUGUCUAACUUAGCAAUAACUUUAAUUCAGAACCCUCUGUUUCAACAACUAACCAAGUAUGAACCCAGAGAACUUGAGCCUUUAUAACAUUAAAGCUUUGAUGGACAAAAAAAUCAUGCAGCACAAUUUAAGUAAGAGAAUUGUGUAUAUUUGCCUUUGAAAAAUAUUCUACAAAAGAGGGGGAAGUUGGUGUAUGAAAAUGGCUAUCUGAUAAAAUUAUUUACUCAUUUUACAAUUUUACAAGCAAACCCAUUUACAAAUUACAAGCAAAUCUAUUCACAAAUAAGUACCAAAAAAUAGAUAGCAAAAUAACCACCAUUCAAA